CGUUAUACGAUCCCUCUCACGUGCAAAACGCUUGCACGCGCCCACGCACAGAAGCCCUAGCGUCACCUCCUCUCCCCCAACCUCCAGCGUCGCCUGCGGCCUCCCUCCAUGUCGUCUCCCUCUCGCGACCUCUAAGGCCUCCCUCCAACGUCAUCUCCCUCCAGCGACCUCCCGCCGGCAUCGCCUCCAUCCCGUGGCCUCCAGCGUCCGCCCCCGACCUCCUUCCCACGACCUCCCGCGGCCCCCUCCCGCGGCCCCCUCCUGCGACCUCCCUCCAGCGACCUCCGCGGCCUCCCUCCUCCCGCGAUCUCCAGCGGCCCCCUCCCGCGCCCUCCGCGGCCUCCCUCCUCCCGCGAUCUCCAGCAGCCACCUCCCGCGACCUCCCUCUCGCGACCUCUAGCAACCUCCAGCAACCUCCAGCGGCCUCCCUCCCUGGCACCGUGUGGAAGAAAGCGAGAACCUUUUAGAUUAGUUUCGAAGAGUCAGCCUCCAAUGUUACCACAGAAGAGGCCACAUCCUGACUCCAAAUCUAAACCUCCACCACUCCCGGAAGCUGAACAAAAAAUCUACACAUCGAUCAAGAGCAAACAAAGCAUGGGGAUUUGGACAGCGGACAUCAAAAGAGAAACAGGUCUUCCUAACACUGUUGUCACCAAGGCCCUCAAGUCACUGCAGAACAAAAACCUUAUAAAAGAUGUCGUCAAUGUUCACAACAGAGCUAAAAAGAUGUUCAUGGCUGUGGAGUUUGAACCAUCAAGGGAAAUAUCUGGUGGUUCAUGGUACACCGAUGGAAAACUCGAUACGGAGCUCAUCAAUGCUUUGAAGAGAGUUUGCUUGAGGUACAUUGCGGAGCACAAAGUCACAACAAUGGAAGAAAUAUCAAGGUCCAUAGAGGCCUCAAGAGUGCUGAACGUGCCAUGUAGCAUGCAGCAGUUGCUUGAGAUCGUUCGUACCUUGGUUCUUGACAAAGAGAUUGAGGAAUUUAGGAGCAAGGGUGCAGGAGAAUUCGCGCGGGUGCCAUCAGGUAAGACUUGCUAUAGGAUCUCAAGGGGAAAAGUGGGAACUGAAGCUGGUUACUUGGCUUCAGUUCCUUGCGGAGUGUGCCCGAGAAUAAGCGAAUGCACACCCGAUGGGGUUAUAUCGCCCAAGACAUGCGUGUACUACAAUAAAUGGCUCAAUCUGGACUUCUAGAUGUUCCCUGUCAUUCAAACUUCCUUUCCUUAGGGUCGCAAUGACUACAGAAAGCAGCAGCUGAGGAUUUUUUUUUUGUUCGAUUUGGCAACUAGAUAUUAACUUUGCUUGUAAUUAUCGUUUAUUUUGCAACAAGUUAAGAUCUACUUGUCAGUUAUGUUCAA
Messenger RNA from Zingiber officinale, 1355 nucleotides. Its product is annotated as probable DNA-directed RNA polymerase III subunit RPC6. Bases 493 to 1191 code for a protein of 232 amino acids. The transcript is spliced from 2 exons. The record is from RefSeq and is a predicted model, not a curated record. Gene Ontology annotation, cellular component: RNA polymerase III complex. Lineage: Eukaryota; Viridiplantae; Streptophyta; Magnoliopsida; Zingiberales; Zingiberaceae. Gene Ontology annotation, biological process: transcription by RNA polymerase III.